This is a messenger RNA of Menidia menidia (Atlantic silverside), 2752 nucleotides long. NCBI's taxonomy places the organism in Eukaryota, Metazoa, Chordata, Actinopteri, Atheriniformes, Atherinopsidae. The record is from the annotation of a GenBank genome assembly.
UCAGAUAUCAGUGCCGUGCGCGCAGCUCUCUGGAUUAGGACGCAACAGCUGUGUGACUUUGAUUGUCUUUUUCCUUUCAUAUCAAAAACGAGCUUUUAAAGCAAUGAGAGCCUGGCAGGUCUGGUUCGUGCACUUCUUAGUGUUAAAUGGAGCUGUGCACUGCGUGACGUCUUUGGAAGAAGAGUUCUCCGAUUCUAUUUUCGGAAACUUCCUGGAACCUCUCAGAGACUUGCUGGACCACAAGGACGACGGCAACGCGACGGUUGCCAAAUUCUCCCUCCGCAAGCCGUCCCACCCCGACGAUGACCUGUGCUACAUCACUCCCGGUGACCCCGGCUCCCUGGCGGCCUGCACCUUCAACAGCACCUCCAAAACCUUCCUGGUCAUCCACGGGUGGACGCUGAGCGGUAUGUUCGAAAGCUGGAUGCCCACGCUGGUGUCGGCGCUGUACGAGAGAGAGCGCACGGCCAACGUCAUCGUGGUGGACUGGCUCAGCUCGGCCCAGAACCACUACGUGGUGGCGGCCCAGAACACCAAAGCAGUGGGACAGGAGAUCGCUCACUUCAUCGACUGGAUCGAGGAAACCACCAACAUGCCUCUAGACAACAUCCAUCUUAUAGGCUACAGCCUCGGGGCUCAUGUGGCCGGAUUUGCCGGCAGCCACGCGUCGAAUAAAAUUGGAAGAAUAACUGGCCUGGAUCCAGCAGGUCCUGACUUUGAGGGUGAGCAUGCACACAGGCGCCUCUCUCCAGAUGAUGCUCACUUUGUUGAUGUCCUCCACACCUUCACACGUGGCUCUCUUGGUCUCAGCAUUGGCAUCCAGCAGCCUGUCGGCCACGUGGACAUUUACCCCAACGGAGGCAGCUUCCAGCCAGGUUGCAACCUCAGGGGGGCCCUGGAGAGGAUCGCCAAUUUUGGGAUAUUUGCCAUCACGGACGCGGUCAAGUGCGAGCACGAGCGCUCCGUCCACCUGUUCAUCGACUCGCUGCUGAACGAGCGGCAGGCGUCCACGGCCUACCGCUGCGCCAGCAGCGACGCCUUCGACCGCGGCGUGUGCCUGAGCUGCCGCCGGGGGGGCUGCAACGCCGUGGGCUACGGCGUUAGCCGGGUGCGGCGGGCCCGCGGCGUGCAGAUGUACACCAAAACCAGGGCCAGCAUGCCCUUCAGGGUUUACCACUAUCAGCUGAAGAUCCAUUUUUCCAGUAAGAUCAAUGUUUCGGAGAUGGAGCCGUCGCUCACCGUCUCGCUGUUUGGAACCAAAGGAGAGGCGGACAACCUGGAGCUCAAACUAAAAGAGAGACUUGUGACAAACAAGACCCAUUCAUUCCUGCUGGUGACCGAAAAGGACAUCGGUGACCUGCUGAUGUUGAAGUUCAAAUGGGAGGAGACAAACAGCUGGUCGGCCUCCAGUCUGCUGAAGAUGGUCUCCUCCUGGUGGUCCGGAGACUCAGACGCCGCCAACAUGGAGGUUCACAAAAUCCGCAUCAGAGCUGGCGAGACGCAACAGAAGAUGGUGUUUUGUGUAAAACACCCAGAUUCAAACGACUUAACUCAGGAGGUCACGUUUGUGAAAUGUAAGGAUGCGUGGCGGAUGAACCCAAAGCGAAAAAGAGUUACUCUGAAGCAACGCUGACCAUAAAGACGAGACACUGUUAAACACCUUUUUCUGACCAAUUCAGCACUUAUCAGAUAAUUUAUACACCCGUUAUGCAACUGUACAUUCUCCAAUUCUAGAAAAUCUUUACCACCUUGUAUAUAUCCGCAGAUAUUAUUUAAAACAAUUUAUAUAUGAGUGUUGUACAAUAUUUUGUAAAUAGCUGUUUUUGUGACACCUAACUGUACAUUUAUGUUGUUCUAAAAGUAAAUGCAAUUUACUAUGGUGCUGCAUUUGUGAUCUUAAUAAAAUCUAAGUCAGGUCAGGCCGCAUUCACAGUGGUGUUUUUAGUCAGAAUGCUCUUUUAUAGCAAAACAAUAUCAAUCUUUGCAAGUUUUGGAGCUUAGUUUUUUUCAUAUAUAACAUAUCUAAAUUCUAACUACAUCCACAUAAGUUUAAGCAAUAGGGUACAAUCACUUUACCUGAUGUUAAACAAUAUAUAUCUACAUGGAAAGCAUUCACCACUGAAGCUCCCAGCAUUGUGUACGACUGUAAAUGGACCUUUUCUUAAAUUUACACUUUUCUAGCUGAUUUUCACCUCAGUGUGACUGCUGUUUGACGUUUUCUGAUGCGCUCAAAGCAGCAAAAGCUGUCGUCUAGAGUGCUUUUGCCUAGUUUGUACUGUUACUGUACACCUCCAAAGAUGUGAGGUGGACUCUCAAUGUCUUCUGUCUGAGCAUGUGAUGCCCAAUGUCAGGUUAAAAGCAAGGGAAAGGUCAAUUUUUUGCUUUUCGUGCUAUUUUUUUUUCAAUGAAUGCUCAUCCAUUCAAAUUGCAUAUCCAGUUCUUUGUGCACAGUGUAAUCCUCAGCGGUAUAGAGAUCGGUACUGUAAUCAUUGUGACGUUUAGAAAGCUUCAAGGCUUUACUUUUGCACUGAGAACCAAGGGAUAUUUAGCUAAACCAGGGUAAUUGUAGAUCACAUUUAUGUUAAUGUCAUGAAGCAUAUUUUCCUUUGAGGUGCACUGUUAGAGUUAUUUAUUUUUACUUCUGUAUGAUUCUAAUCUUUCAAACGUUCAUUUCUGUCAUUCUUUGUACAUAUGUGUAAAUACAAACUGUCCCUGUGUUGAAAAUUCUUUAAUAAAACCAAACUUUGCCACC